ACGUAAGAGCAGCAGGCGACAGUCGUUUUCAGAUUCUCCUCCUGUUUGCGAUUGACGACUCUAGUCUCAAAGUGGAAGCAAAACCGACACACACAAUCUGAAAUUCCGAAUUUCUUUCUUCAAUUUGCAUAUUUUCUCGUCUCAUCUCUGUCACAAUUUGCAUUCAAUUCCCAGAACGAUGCCAUUCCAAAUUCCACAUUCGAAAUUAGGAAUCCGAAUGCCCAAACGUUGGUUGAUUGGGGGUUAAUUACGAGCGGCCCUGAUGCAUAUUAUGAUUGUUUAUAUAAUAAGAUACUUGAACACAUGAACAUAUAGUCCAAUUGAAUCCUUGUUUUCUCACUUCCUUCAACCUUCGGCUGGGCUGAGCUACCAAUACCAAAUUACCGAUACACCUAUCUUACCAAUAUACCAUGAGCUGCUGCGAGUGUGAGUGCAACAAUGCAGAUGCAGAGAACCCAAAACCCAAUAUUUUGGCUGUCAUUUUCGAUUUGGAUGGCACCCUUUUGGACACAGAGCGGGCAACAAGGGGCGUGUUCGAGGAAUUCUUGGCCCGGAAUGGCAAAGUAUUGGACAAGGAAAGGGAGGAGAAGAAGAGGUUAGGGAUGACACUCAAGGACUCGGCAGCUUCGGUUGUUAAGGACUAUCAUCUCCCAUUCACCCCUGAUGAGUUUGUCCAACAAAUCAUCCCCAUGUACCAGGAAAAGUGGAAGUAUGCGAAAGCUCUUCCUGGUGCUAAUCGCGUUAUCAAACACUUCCAUGACCACGGAGUACCCAUGGCUCUUGCUUCAAACUCCUUACGGGAAUACAUAGAAGCAAAAAUCUCUCACCAUCGAGGUUGGAAGGAACUGUUUUCAGUAAUUCUUGGCAGUGACCAGGUUAAAGCAGGGAAGCCCGCUCCAGAUUUAUUUGAAGAGGCAGCGAAGCAAAUGGGUGUGGAUGCAGUUCAUUGCCUAGUGAUUGAAGACUCAGUGGUUGGUGUUAAAGCUGCCAAAGCUGCCGGAAUGGAGGUAGUGGCUGUCCCAUCCCGUGGUGAAGCUGCCGGUUGUUCUUCCCUUGCAGAUACUGUGCUUCAUUCUCUUUUGGAGUUUCAGCCCGAACAUUGGGGUCUUCCUCAAUUUGAAGACUGGGUAGAUAAGGCACUACCGAUUGAACCAAUUUAUUUUAGUGGCCUCUAUGCCAAUGGGUUUGUCAGUGAAGUCACAGAGGAUGGAAGAUCUGCUCUCCCCGACCAAGUCUGGGGAGUUUUCUUCGGUUGGGCUGUAGCUGAUAUGCAGAAGACCUACAGGGUAGUGGUUGCCAUUGGAUUCGAUCGCAAUAGUUCACCUAAUAAAAACAUUCAAAUGCACAUAGUUGAUGGAAACAAUUGCUGUAUAUCCAAUCAGCAAAUGAAACUGCUACUUGUCGGCUACAUCCGGGAAUCAAAUACCAAGGAAAUUUCAUCCAUGGAUGCAGAAGCACUCGAGGAAUGUAAGUUGAUUGCAAGCGCCUCGCUCGAUCUGCCAAUAUUUAGUCGCCAUGGUUGCGUGCCUUUGGUUCCACAAUCUUUUUCUGUGGAAGACAUGACUUCGAGUGAUGAGAUAGAACGAUACUGAAUUAUCCAGACAUGAUUUUAGUGGUGGAAGUAAAACUGUUUUGCGUUUUGCCUUCGUUUUGUUUGCAAUAUUUGAAAUGUGGCAUGUACAAAUACUAACUUUGAUCCGCUGUAUAAUGGCCUCUAAUAUGAUUUUCUUUUU
Molecule: messenger RNA, 1733 nt
Organism: Pyrus x bretschneideri (Chinese white pear)
Lineage: Eukaryota; Viridiplantae; Streptophyta; Magnoliopsida; Rosales; Rosaceae
Product: bifunctional riboflavin kinase/FMN phosphatase
Exons: 10
Coding region: 411-1592 (393 amino acids)
Biological process (GO): glycerol biosynthetic process; riboflavin biosynthetic process
Molecular function (GO): sn-glycerol 3-phosphatase activity; riboflavin kinase activity
Source: RefSeq, a predicted model, not a curated record